AUGGGUAACAUAUCUGAUGCGUCCCGGUAUUUCAACCAGCCGCUUCUGCUCUCUGUUCUCGUCAUUGCUGUAUCAACAUUCAACUAUGGCUUCGACAACCAAGCCUUUGCGACCAUCCAAGCUAUGGAUGCCUUUACUACACAAUUCGGAGAAUAUGACAAAGCUAGUGGCACUUAUGAGCUCAACUCGGUCUGGUUAUCACUAUUCAGCAGCUUGAACUAUAUUGGAUUCGUCGUUGGUGUUGUUGUUGGCAGUUUUAUCUCUGCCCGAUUCGGCCGUCGUAAAUGCAUGUUCAUCAUGAGCGUAUAUGCGCUCGUCACAGCUACCAUUGCUGUCACAUCCAACACCAAGGAUCAGAUUAUGGUUGCUCGCAUUCUCAACUAUGUAUACGUGGGCAUAGAGCUCUCCGUGAUUCCUGUCUUUCAAUCCGAAAUCGUUCCGGCACCGGUUCGCGGCUUGAUAGUAGGAACCUAUCAACUUAGCCUCAACUUGGGCGGCGUCGUCAUCAACGCGGUUUGCUUCGGAACCAGUCACCUCGAGGGCAACCGAUCCUGGCGUAUCCCGUUAGGAUUAUUCUACAUUAUCCCCACCAUUAUUGCAUCCUCGGUCCUUUUCAUCGCGGAAUCUCCAAGAUGGCUGCUUCAACGCAACAGGGCUAACGAGGCAAAGGCGAGUCUGCAAAAGCUUCGCCAAGGAGCCUUCACAGAGGAAGAAAUCAACAAUGAAUACAGAGAACUUGAGUUUGCCCUGGAAACUGGAGUAGAGCAGGGUAGAUUUAUCGAGCUAUUCCAGGGGAAGAAUCUCAAGCGGACUCUGAUUGUGAUCGCAAUGAAUUUCUUUCAACAGGCUACCGGGCAAGCUUUCUCGUCCCAAUAUGGCGGUGUCUAUGUGCGGACACUGAAAAUUUUCAAUCCAAUACUAUUCACCUUGAUGAAUAGUAUCAUUGGAUCCUGUGUAGUUGUUGCCACGUUACUAUUCUCCGACAAAGUGGGCAGACGCAAGUUGCUUAUGUUUUCAUCCAUCGGUAUGACCGCCGCCCUUCUUGCUAUGGCAGGCCUAGGCAUUAAUGACCCGGUCUCUGUAACAAGAGAAAAGGGCAUAAUUGCUUUAAUCAUCAUCUUCUCUUCCGCUUUCUCAAGCGGUUGGGGUCCGCUGACCUAUGUGGUCGUGACUGAAAUCACUUCGCCCCGACUACGAGAUCAUACCUCUCGAGCCGGGUUUGCUACCAAUGUCUGUCUCAAUUUCGCCGUCAAUUUCUCCGUUCCCUAUCUCGUCUUGAAAAGUCAAGUCGGUCUCGGUAGCAAAGUUGGGUUUAUCUUUGGCGCCAUCUCUUUGCUGUCGCUGAUCUUCAUAUACUUUUGCGUACCUGAAUGUAAGGGUAAGACACUGGAACAGGUCGACUGGUUAUUUAAUAACGGUGUCAAAGUACGCCAUUUUGGAGCUACGGAUGCAUCGGGAAUGCUUGAUGGUAGCCUUCUGGAGAAUGUUAAGGGUAGUCUCAGCAAAGACAACACAUGCAGACAUGUGCAAAAGGUUUGA
Messenger RNA from Talaromyces amestolkiae, 1539 nucleotides. RefSeq lists its product as uncharacterized. NCBI's taxonomy places the organism in Eukaryota, Fungi, Ascomycota, Eurotiomycetes, Eurotiales, Trichocomaceae. Gene Ontology annotation, biological process: transmembrane transport; carbohydrate transport. The record is from RefSeq and is a predicted model, not a curated record. Gene Ontology annotation, molecular function: carbohydrate:proton symporter activity. The transcript is spliced from 5 exons. Gene Ontology annotation, cellular component: membrane. Bases 1 to 1539 code for a protein of 512 amino acids.